GGCGUGGCCGGCGCGCGCGGGAGGGAGGGCGAGGGAGCGGGGCUGGCCCGCCCGAGAGCCGGUCGGGCUACGAGCGCGGCGGCAGCGCGUCCCAGCUCGGUCCCGGUGCCACCCUCCAGUCCGCCGCGCUCCAGCCUGGGGUCUUGGGGUGGGAAGCGCGGCGAAGGAAAGCGGGCGCGGGGAGCAGAGCGGAGGGGUCGAGGCGCGCUGCGCUGCCGCCCGGUCCUCGCCGGGUGCUGCGGGCCCCGGGCGCGCGGGGCUCCGCGGCGCGCGCACUAUGCGGGCGGAUUGCCGGCCGCCGCGAUGGCGAGCCGGGCGCCGCUGAGAGCCGCGCGCAGCCCGCAGGGACCCCGAGGCCGGGCCGCGCCCGCCGCCACCGGCCGGGCCGCGCUGCCCAGCGCCGGCUGCUGUCCCCUCCCUCCUGGCCACAACUCCUCCUCCAGGCCUCGGCUGCUCCUUUUGCUGCUCCUACUGCUCCAGGACGCUGGAGCCCAGCAAGGUGAUGGCUGUGGACACACUGUACUAGGCCCUGAGAGUGGAACCCUUACAUCCAUCAACUACCCGAAUACCUAUCCUAACAGCACUGUGUGUAAAUGGGAGAUUCGGGUAAAGACAGGAGAACGAAUUCGCAUCAAAUUCGGCGACUUUGACAUUGAAGAUUCUGAUUAUUGUCACCUUAAUUACCUGAAAAUCUAUAAUGGAAUUGGAGUCAGCAGAACGGAAAUAGGCAAAUACUGUGGUCUGGGGUUACAUAUGAAUCAGUCAAUUGAGUCCAAAGGCAGUGAAAUCACAGUGCUGUUCAUGAGUGGAAUCCACGCUUCUGGGCGAGGGUUUCUGGCUUCAUACGCAGUUAUAGACAAACAAGAUUUAAUCACUUGUUUGGAUACUGUAUCUAAUUUUUUGGAACCCGAGUUCAGUAAGUACUGCCCAGCUGGCUGUCUGCUGCCUUUUGCUGAAAUAUCUGGAACAAUUCCUCAUGGAUAUAGAGACUCUUCACCAUUGUGUAUGGCUGGAAUCCAUGCAGGAGUAGUGUCGAACGUGGUGGGUGGCCAGAUCAGCGUUGUGAUCAGUAAAGGCACACCGUAUUAUGAAAGUUCUUUGGCCAACAACGUCACUUCCAUGGUGGGCUACUUAUCUGCAAGUCUGUUUACAUUUAAGACAAGUGGUUGUUAUGGGACUCUGGGGAUGGAGUCUGGUGUGAUUGCCGAUCCCCAGAUAACAGCGUCAUCUGUAUUAGAGUGGACUGACCACACGGGGCAGGAGAACAGCUGGAAGCCGGAGAAGGCCAGGCUGAGGAGACCUGGGCCUCCCUGGGCUGCCUUUGCCGCUGAUGAGCAUCAGUGGCUGCAGAUAGACCUUAAUAAGGAGAAGAAGAUAACAGGUAUUGUAACCACUGGGUCUACUAUGGUAGAACACAAUUACUAUGUGUCUGCCUACAGAGUUCUGUACAGUGACGAUGGGCAAAAAUGGACUGUGUACAGAGAACCCGGUGUGGAUCAGGACAAGAUAUUUCAAGGAAACAAAGAUUAUCACAAGGAUGUUCGUAAUAACUUUUUGCCACCAAUUAUUGCACGUUUCAUUAGAGUGAACCCUGUCCAGUGGCAACAGAAAAUUGCCAUGAAAGUGGAACUGCUUGGAUGUCAGUUUACUCUCAAAGGUCGCCUUCCAAAGUUUACUCCACCUCCACCUCGGAACAGCAAUAACCUCAAAAACACUACAGCGCAGCCCAGGCUUGGUAAAGGUCGUGCCCCUAAAUUUACUCAAGCACUCCAACCGCGAAGUAGGAAUCAACUCCCUCUACAGCCUGCACAGACAACUACCACUCCUGAUAUAAAAAAUACGACUGUAACUCCCAGUGUGACCAAAGAUGUCGCACUGGCUGCUGUUCUGGUUCCUGUGCUGGUCAUGGCCCUCACCACACUCGUCCUCAUUUUAGUAUGUGCUUGGCAUUGGAGAAACAGAAAGAAAAAAACUGAAGGCACCUAUGAUUUACCACACUGGGAUCGGGCAGGUUGGUGGAAAGGAGUGAAGCAGCUUCUCCCUGCCAAGUCGGUGGAGCAUGAGGAGACGCCGGUGCGCUACAGCAAUAGUGAAGUUAGUCACCUGAGUCCAAGGGAAGUCACCACAGUGCUGCAAGCUGAUUCUGCAGAAUAUGCACAGCCCCUUGUGGGAGGAAUUGUUGGCACACUCCAUCAGAGAUCUACCUUUAAACCUGAAGAAGGAAAAGAAGCAGGCUACGCAGAUCUGGAUCCUUACAACUCUCCAGUGCAGGAAGUGUACCAUGCCUAUGCUGAACCACUGCCCAUAACGGGGCCUGAGUAUGCAACCCCAAUCGUCAUGGACAUGUCAGGGCACCCCACAGCCUCACUUGGUCUGCCCUCCACAUCCACGUUCAGAACUGCAGGGAACCAACCUCCCGCUUUAGUGGGAACUUACAACACUCUUCUCUCCAGGACUGACAGCUGUUCCUCGGGCCAGGCUCAGUACGACACCCCAAAAGGUGGGAAGCCAACAGCUACCCCAGAGGAACUGGUGUAUCAGGUGCCACAGAGCACACAGGAAGUAUCAGGAGCAGGAAGGGAUGAGAAAUUUGAUUCUUUUAAAGAAAUCCUUUGACGGUGGUGCUGCUUUUUACAAAGCAUCCAUUUAAAGCACAUGGCUUUUUGAUUCUUAGUGGUAGUAAUAGUAGAAUGUAUUACGUAUCUGUCACUGAAGUGGUUAGGGGAAUGUGGUGACCGAGGUACAAGAAACUACUUGCCUUGCCAUCUUGCUUUAAAGGUGUUACUGUGUGGCACAGUUACUGCUUGCCUGUUACAUUUCAAACAUCCUGUUUGUUACUACUGUAAAACACUAUUUUUAAUACAGAAAACGCUUCCUGUAAUGCACUUCAGAGAAACUGAAAAUCACUGAGUAUUUAUUACCAAUGCUGCAGGUACAUUAAUGAACUUGAGAUGGUUCUGUAAGCCUUGCUGGCAAUGAUGCAUGGUACUGUUCUUGAAAUAUCGAAUGGCUUGAAAUUCUCUCUUUGUAAAGGUGGGUACUAUCAUGCUUUCCUUCUCCUUCAAUCCUGUAUUACUGUCUGCAUUCUUUCUUUUCCCUCACAACCAUCAGUGAUGGAUAAGCCUUGUUCUAGCUGUGAAUUGUAUACUUCUCUGUAUCUCCCUAGGAAGAUAUGCAGUUAGAACAGCCUGCCUUGCAGUGAGCUGGGUGUCUGACUUCUUGUUUGCUGACACUCUUAACAGUAUUAACACCUCCUGGUAUAGGAUGUGGUCUCACCUCUGCUCAUCCUACCCUGGAUCCUUUGUGGUCUCGCUCCAACCUGUGUUCAUAAAUGCUGGUGGCCUUCUUUUCAGUAAGCAGUCACAGGAAGCCAGUCCUUCCUGUCUUUAAGUAUACUUCUCCACAUGGAAAUGGGAGAGAAGCAACUUACAAUUUAGAAAAGCUAUAAAGGGAAUCUUCUGCAUCACUAAAGUAAUAUGUAAAUUACCUUAGGGAAGAAAUUAAGAGGAAAGUAAAAUUUCACCUUCUUUGCUUUAUUUACAGACAAGCCCAAAAAUUUGCAAAUUUUCUGUGUAUUCCAAGGUAUUUUACAAUUUUACUCAGAUAUUUUUUAAAAUUUCAACUCUCUUCAAGUAAACCAUUGUAAGAUAAAGAAAACCAACAUGAGCCAGGUCUGAUGGUUUAAGCCUGCAAUCCCAAGUAGCUAGGAGGCUGAUACAAGAGGACCCCAAGGUCAGUGCUGUAUGGUCUACACUGAUACAAGGGGACACCAAGGUCAGUGCUGUAUGGUCUACACUGAUACAAGGGGACCCCAAGGUCAGUGCUGUAUGGUCUACACUGAUACAAGGGGACCCCAAGGUCAGUGCUGUAUGGUCUACACUGAUACAAGGGGACACCAAGGUCAGUGCUGUAUGGUCUACACUGAUACAAGGGGACCCCAAGGUCAGUGCUGUAUGGUCUACACUGAUACAAGGGGACCCCAAGGUCAGUGCUGUAUGGUCUACACUGAUACAAGGGGACACCAAGGUCAGUGCUGUAUGGUCUACACUGAUACAAGGGGACACCAAGGUCAGUGCUGUAUGGUCUACACUGAUACAAGGGGACACCAAGGUCAGUGCUGUAUGGUCUACACUGAUACAAGGGGACACCAAGGUCAGUGCUGUAUGGUCUACAGAGUGACUUCAGGAUCAGCCUAGGCCACUUGUAAAAUAAGGGGUAGGGCUCUGUGUCGGUUUAGUGCUCGAGUACAUCAUGUGAGGCCAUCAGUUCAAUCCCCUCUACUGAAAAAAAAAAAAAAAGCAACAUGCUUUCUCCAGGUCUGUGUGAUUCUGCCUUCUGUCUGGGAUGAGGCAUAAGUGGUCCUUUGUGUCAGACCUGGCUGACAGAGAUGCUAUAGCAUCGGAAUUGUGUGUAAUCCUUCCCAGCAACGUACUUGUCAGUGCCUGAGCAUGACUUGCGCUGCACUCACAUUUUAGGUAGGGUAAAUUAGACAUUGUAGUGGAUUAGCCUGUAGGCUGGGAAUGUAACUGAGGCAGCACAUCAGCUGAAAACAUAAACUAUCCCUCGCCACAAACCUCUUUGUAGAUUUAGAGUACACUCGGCUGCCAGGUCCUAGAUGGUUUCUCAGCUUGUACCAUCCAGGUUACAGAAUUGCCAAACUUCACCAGAUUUGGAUAGUGGUAAACAGUAUUGACUUUGCUUCCUUCUGCAAGUACAUCAGUGUUUUUAAAACAUUGUUCAGAACUGUUUGAACAGGCUCCCUGCCUUCUCCUCGGAUGACUUCUGUUGCUUUUAUUGUAAUUUGCCUUUUGUCUUGCAGAGUUUGAGACACAGUCUCACUCCUUGUUGAAAAAUCAGUGCACAUUUUGUUUCAAAGGACUGAAGCAACACAGAUGCCGACCUUACAUUAAAACAUUUAAGACCUAAGACUGUGUAGAGCACAUGAUGCAGUUGUCCCCUUUCAGGUGGGAGCAAAGCAAACCAUUUGCUGUUUCAUUUUUAUUCAUGCUUACUGGGCAGAGCAUAGACUUUUCUUUGAGUUACAUACCUGUUGGAAGCUUUAAGAGACGUUUUGAAGAUGAAGAUGUUUUCCCAAAGAAGCCUAUUUUGUAUAACUGUGUGUCCCAGGACUGUUUAAGAACAAAGGCCAUGUCUGUGGCUAUGAUGCACAUUGCGAGACUUGGUUCCUAUGGCCACUGUUCUUGAACGCUACCAAUGGUUUUCAUAAAAUACCUAGUCAUUAUUAUGUUUUCCUUUUGCAGAUAAAGAGCUGAGCCUGAUUCAAAUGAUUUUUUUUUUCCGGUUUUGUACUUUUUCUUUUAGUUUUUGUAUUAUAGAUUAUCUGAAGUUCUCAGUCACUCACAUGUCUGGUAAAUCUUUGGAAGACAAUCAAGUAAAAUGUGAAAGUAACCAUUGUUGACCAAACCCCUUGGCUAUUUUGUUUUGCUUUAAUUCUUUUCUUGAGAUAUUCAAUACUUAAGUCACUGUGGCUUAUUGGGUUUUUUGUUUCCUGAUAAUAUGAUUGAUUAUAGAAACAUAAGAGACAGCAGUGUGGCAAGUGCAGCCUUUGGCGGUUUCAGAAAAUGACACAACAUGGCUGUCACUUGAUCCUUGGAACCAGCACAGAUAGUGUGAAUUCUGGUUCGCAUUUUAUGAAAUGCUGUUUGUAGAUCACAGUAGUCCUUGUUGAGAGUAACGGGGCUAGUCCAGUUAUUUAACUCAUGCUUCACUGUUUGCACUUUCCAUUGAACAAUGGCCUCAUAUGCUGUUCACACAGAGAAUUUAUACAGUCAUGAUAGUUAUCAUGUGUUCUGGGUGUGUCUCCUCUCCCUGCCCCAGGGAUGGAGCAUUAAAAGUUGUAGCCAGAAAGCUGUGGCAAGGAAUUGAGUCAGAGCCUCCAUGCCUUGGCUCCACAUUGUCACCUGGAGAGCAGCAGAGGGGAAAGCAAGACAGAAAAGACCACUAGAAAGAACCCAGAGAUUACAGGGCCGGGCAGGAUGGGGGAGGGGGAGAGCACUGGGAGGCUCCACAUCCUCCAUAGAGCACUGACAGGGCCCUGUGUGAAAAGGAGUUGUUAAUUCUGCCUUUUGGGUUGAACUUGAAAGUCCUCGAACUGCAAAAAUCUAGGGAGUUGGGUGGUUAUAGGGUAUUUAGGUUAACUGUGGCACCAAUCUCAAUUAGAUCAAUUUGUGUGUAGUUUCUCUCAUUUUCCAUUUUUGGCACUGGGAAUGAUGAAAAUGUGUUGAAAUACAGAAGAAGUGGAAAUGGCUCAAGUGUUGCUGAUACUUUCCAGAAUGUAUUUUUCUUACCUCGGCAUGUACUGUAGUCACUUGAUAUUUGUAUAUGUUGCUAGAAUUUAGGCUGUUGAAAAUAGUGAGAUUUUAAUGUGUUUUUAAAUAAAUUAUAUAUGUGUGUCUCGCUCA
Messenger RNA from Arvicanthis niloticus (Nile rat), 6422 nucleotides. It is a transcript of the gene Dcbld2, whose product is annotated as discoidin, CUB and LCCL domain containing 2. Gene Ontology annotation, cellular component: plasma membrane. Gene Ontology annotation, biological process: wound healing. Gene Ontology annotation, molecular function: signaling receptor activity. The record is from RefSeq and is a predicted model, not a curated record. Lineage: Eukaryota; Metazoa; Chordata; Mammalia; Rodentia; Muridae.